Salvelinus fontinalis (brook trout) is the source of this 2430-nucleotide messenger RNA. RefSeq names its product free fatty acid receptor 3-like. The coding region runs from base 989 to 2038 and encodes 349 amino acids. Lineage: Eukaryota; Metazoa; Chordata; Actinopteri; Salmoniformes; Salmonidae. Gene Ontology annotation, biological process: cellular response to fatty acid; G protein-coupled receptor signaling pathway. Gene Ontology annotation, cellular component: plasma membrane. The record is from RefSeq and is a predicted model, not a curated record. Gene Ontology annotation, molecular function: G protein-coupled receptor activity. The transcript has a single exon.
CCUUUGUACAAGAGAUACUGAAAAUAGUCUUCAAACACUUCAAUUUAAAAAAAUACGUUGUUACUCAUGCAGAACUGUGCAAUUAUAAAUCUACCAUGUAAUAUCUUAGUAUGGGGUCACAUUUUUUGUGUAAUGCAAAUGACCUGUACCGUAAUGUGUAUGGCUUUUAUGCAUGCCUUUGUUAAAUAUGCUGCAAAUAAGACAAAUGCUCCAUUCAUGAAAAUAAAGAAUUAAAAUGAUUUUGACACUUCUCAGGGAAUUUGCAAGGUUUGGUCAAGAAGGGGUCCCAUAUUGUGUUGAAGUCCCCUUUUUUGUCUAAUUGGGGUGUCAUUUAGAGUCGUACUUUUCAAUUGAAUACAACUUUAUUCAUCCCAGAGGGGCUUUAUUGUGUUAUGUUGACGAAGUUUACCACACUUGCACCUCCAGUAAGAGAAUUCCAGUACGAGACAUUGGUUCCUAGAGUGCGCGAUUGAUCGGUAUUCUCAACAGAAAACAAGCAUUACUACUACAGUACAAACUAUGCUGGGAAGCAUACACAAGAAUAAAGUGGGUUCGAUAUUUUGAGGCCUCAAUCUAAGAAGAAUGUGCAUUUUAAAAUGUUCGUAACAUUUUUUUUUUUAAAGAGUAAAAGUGAAAAUGGGCAAAUGUAUCCCCUCUAAUAAUUGAUAACUAAGGUUAGGAUAUUCUGAAUAUUCCGUUUAUAUAUUCACACGUUUAACUAUGGACACUAGAGGAUUUGCUAAUAAAACACUACACAACAGGGUGUGCACUAUGGGGAAAUAACCCCGUAGCUUAGUUCAUUUUAAGAAUGCCCUUUUUGUGUGACUAGAAAUAAUGAACAGUCAUUAUAGAAGUAGCAUAACUGUUUUGUGGUGCAUCUCCAUGGUAAUAAAGUAAUGACAGGAAGUGAAUGAGACAACGAUGUCAUCUGAGAUGUUAGUUGGGCAAUUCCGUUCAGAUAGCUGUCUCCCAAUAGUUUUGGGUUGAAAUGUCAGUAUUUCAUGAUGCUCUUCUCUCUCUUGUAGUGACAACAACGCUAACAGUACCUGCCAAUAUGAGGCCAGCAGAUUACAUUUCAUGCAGCUUUGCGCUGUUCGUCUACAUCACCACCUUCCUGAUCGGGGUACCUGCCAACAUCCUGGCAUUCUGCACCUUUUGCCGAAAGGUGCGUCGCAAACCCGCCCCCAUCGACAUCCUGCUACUCAACCUGACUAUCUCCGACCUCAUCUUCCUUGCUUUCCUGCCCUUCAAGAUGAAGGAGGCUGUUGAUGAUUUUAACUGGACCCUCCCUUACUUUCUGUGUCCAGUCACUGGUUUCCUGUUCUUCUCAACUAUCUACAACAGCACUCUCCUCCUGACCGCUGUGAGUGUGGAGCGCUUCCUCAGCGUGGCGUAUCCCGUAAGGUUCACAGCACCAGGCAGGGUUGUCCACGCACAGUUGGCCUGUGUAGUUUUCUGGAUCCUGUCCCUUGCACACUGCAGUGUUGUCUUCGUAAUGCAAUUAGACAAAGAAGCCGACAACACUACCUGCUAUGGGAAUUUCAAUGAUGUCCAGCUUAUUACCCUUCUCCCGGUACGCUUAGAGAUGUCCCUGGUUCUCUUCUGUGUACCCUUCCUGAUCAGCACCUUCUGCUAUGUCAACUUCAUCCGUAUCCUGUCUAGGCUUCCCAACAUCAGCCAGCACCGGCGCCUGCGUGCCAUUGGGCUGGCGUUGGGGACUCUGCUAGUGUUCACCCUCUGCUUUGGACCCUACAACAUGUCCCAUAUGGUGGGGAUCAUGCAGAAUAAAGUCCCUACUUGGCGCAACAAUGCCAUUCUGCUCACCACCUUAAAUGCCUGUCUGGACCCCAUCGUCUUCUACUUCUCCUCCUCAGCUAUUAGGAGCACUCUCAACCUGAAGCGAAUCAAGGCUAAGCUCAAACCAAAGGCCACAGCCGCCCAUGCUGGUAAUACACCAGACCCUAUGGACUCCCCCCAUUCGUCCAGCCAGAGGUUUGUCGCUGCUGCCAAAAGGGGGACAAAUUACACCCCACAAUGAAUCAGUGACUAGUAAAUCAGUUUUGUCCAUCCAUACAAAGUGUACACAAAGCAUUGAAGUUGUGUAUUUCCACAAUGUGAUCUAGAAUUCUGAUACCAUGGUCAAGCAUUUUGAUAGCAUUUGUCCAUCUGAAAACUGCUAUAGACUACUGGUAACUUAGCUUGUGUCCCACAAGGGUUAUUACAAAAAUUUGAAAUACCUGUACAGAGGGUAAUGAUGAGAAUAGUGCAUUAGAAUGGUAAACUUUAAAAUAUGUUAUUAAAGGGAAUAAGGAAGCUUCCAAUUUGUCUUUGUGGCUAAUCUUAUGUCAUGCUUAUUGAGACUGUAAACGCCAGAAUAUCAAUAUGCAAUUGCUGCACAAAUUAUUUAUUUAAAACAAUCAGUAUCAGAAA